AUGGCUUCUUCUUCUUCUUCUUCUAAGCCCAGAAUGAGUUUCCGCGUCUUCCUGAGUUUCAGAUACGAGGACGUCCGCCACAACUUCAUCGGACAUCUCUGCACAGCAUUAGACCAGGCAGGAAUAUUCACUUACAACGACAUUGACACCGAAGAAUCAUGGAUGGGAGAGGAUAUGUCGACCACUAUUGCGAAGGCCAUCGAGGAAUCCCGCAUCGCAAGCAUUGUUUUCUCUGAGGAGUACGCUCUCUCGUGGUGCUGUUUGAAAGUGCUGGCAAAAAUCAUAGAGUGCAAGGAACAGAAGUGCAAGGAACCGAAGGAUUUGAUUGUGUUGCCGGUAUUUUACAAAGUGGAACCAGGAGAUUUGAGACGUUGGCAUUUCGAGAAAGCUGUAGAGGUGCAUGAGUCCAAGUUGGGGAAGGAUUCGGAGACAGUGAAGAGAUGGAAGGCGGCUCUUUAUUACGCCGGCGACCUGUUCGGAUGGCGCUUGGGUUAUGAGUAA
This is a messenger RNA of Syzygium oleosum, 501 nucleotides long. RefSeq names its product TMV resistance protein N-like. The record is from RefSeq and is a predicted model, not a curated record. Gene Ontology annotation, biological process: signal transduction. The transcript has a single exon. Lineage: Eukaryota; Viridiplantae; Streptophyta; Magnoliopsida; Myrtales; Myrtaceae. Bases 1 to 501 code for a protein of 166 amino acids.